AUUUCAGAUGCAUUAUUAAGAUUAAAACAUUCAAAUGGAGGAUAUUUACCUGAUAUAACAAUGUUUUCACCUGAAAGACAAUCAGGAACUCAUAAAAUAAUUGGUCCAGUUUUUACUUUUGUGCCUAUAUCUGAUGUCACCUCACCAAAACCCGAUAAUCACUUUGCUGAUUCUGCUCCAGAGAAUAGUGUAGUGUUUGUAUCUGCACCACCAAAUGCUAUAAAUGCUGUUUGGGGAGGAUUGAUGAAUACUAGAGCUAAAAUGAGAGGUGUAAAUGGUGUGGUUGUUGAUGGUCGUAUUCGUGAUCUUUCAGAAAUACGUUCAGAUGUGUUACCUGUUUUUGCAAGGUCUACAUCAGUAUUGUCAGCAAAAGCUUAUACCAGACCCACUACAUUAAAUCAACCAGUCAUUCUAAAUGGUGAUCAUAAUCCCACAAUUGUGAUUAAUCCAAAUGAUAUUAUAGUUGGUGAUUUGGAUGGUGUUGUUUGUAUACCAUCAGGAUUGUUGGAUGAGGUUAUAAAAUUGUGUAAGAAAUAUGUAGUUAUGGAUGAAAACGUUAGACAAGAAUUAUUAAAGGGGUCCUCAAUUGUUGAAGCAUUUUCAUUACAUCGUGCUGCUUAA
Messenger RNA from Entrophospora candida, 621 nucleotides. Lineage: Eukaryota; Fungi; Glomeromycota; Glomeromycetes; Entrophosporales; Entrophosporaceae. The record is from the annotation of a GenBank genome assembly.